UUUUAUUAUUUUGUACUUAAUAUUAGACCUAACUGUUCGAUCGAAUCUGUCGCACAAGUGAAAAGGAUAAAGCAAGUGAUGGUAGUGAAAUUUUACUAGCAAAGUGUAAAUUUCGAUGACAAUUGAUUUUUAGAACUAGUGAAUGCCAGUCGUCCCUUCAAAUGACAACAGUGUAAAAAUGACCGACAUCAACCGCAGCACGCAGGCUUAUCUGAAGCACAACGGAAGAAUCGAACCGGUUCCGAACGCUUCCAGUACGCUGAAGCGUAACAACAGUUAUCAUCAGCGUUUGAAAAAAUCCUACAGUGAGUGUGAAUACGCUGCUAACAGUAGUAACAAUGGUCAGCAAUCAACGACAGCAGCCAGGACGACCGGUGCGGAGUCGGCAAAAUGGAAAUCCCAAUCAUCAUCGGAGCCGUCGUCUCAGCAGAGCGCGAAACCAGUGGCCACCGUCAAACCGGGCGCGGUGGUUGCCCCCGUCGGUUCAUCCGACGAGUUUAAACGUUUUCACAUGCUUCGCAACAGCUACGGCGGGAAAUCCAAUUUAAAUGUAAAUAGCAUCAACGAAUCUACAAUAAAAACGCAAGUUUUGCUUCAUCAGCAAAAGCUCAAAGAGUACAACCGACACGCUGCAGAGCUGAACAAUGAUAGCUACUCGACCUGUUCUUCAUCCCAAUCGGACUAUCAGCAUCCGCUGUAUUCACACAAACACCAUCGAUACCGACAUCACCCGCAGCAUCCCACGCAGCAGCAGCAGCAUCAGCAGCAAUAUCCGGUAUCGGCUAUGGUGGCCGCCAAUGCCACCCUGACACGGCCCGGAACCACCGGUAGUUCCUCGAUCUUGAAAAACAAGGAUACCAACAGCGGUGGCAGUGCCAAGAACUCGCUCAGGCGUGGUGCCGGCGGAUUAAGCACUUUAUCGCUGUGUAGCUGCGAUGCCGAAACGGAGAUAAUACCGAAUCCAUUAAGGCCAUUAUAUCAGUACAGUUUGGAUCGGAAGAAUCCCCGUCAGCACACCUACACGUGUGAACAGAACGCCCAGAUUCUGUUGCGCCUCGAAAAAGAUCGCCACCGAAAGUACGGGUCCUCCGGAAAGCUGCAUUUCACCACAUCCACCAAUGACCUAACCACUCUGUCCUCGAUGGGUCUACAAAAAUCCAACAUCACAGCAACCAUUCCCAGGACAGCGAGCUCGGGCCAUCUCGAACCGAAGUCGGCAAAUGGAUCGGAUCCUCAGUCCGGAAGUUUCCAUAACGAGAACGACCCGUUCGACUAUCCGGGAGUUUGCCCGGGAAAUAGUUACAACCUGGAGGACGAACCAUUCGUAGAGGAUAUGAUACCACCACCGCCCCCUCCGCUAAACCGUCGGCCAUCCUAUGGUUACAGUUGCAUUCCACAACCGUUGGCUAACGAGGUUGGUGACCUCAGUGGGAUCCAUCAGCCUCUCCAGCAGCCAUCGGUCAGCCUUGCUAAUGACCUAACCUCCACGGUAACUGGCAACAGUGGCAUCAUUCAUAAUUGUUCCUCGAAUCAGCCCGACUUGUUCAAUUUCGCAUCAACCGCUGGAAACAAAGGCAACGCAAUUGGCACUCACACUCAACAGUACCCGGCAAACUGUUUCGGAACCAGUGACUAUGCCUCGACACUCAAAUCGACGUUAAGGAAUAAAACAACUAACCUAGCACUAACCAAUGGGGACAAUGCACCCGUGGGCAACGAUGCCAACAAAAUCAAGCCAAAGCUGAAAAAGAGUGGCUCAAACUUUGACGUAAUGAAUAAUGGCUUGUUUAGUGACCCUAACGCGAAUGAUUCGGUUAGCGGAGGAAACGGGACGAUUCCAGUGAAACAGUUUCCGCCCUACUAUUUUGACGAUAACUAUUUGAAUCAUAGUUUGCAUCAGCAUUUCUACUACCAAAAUCCGGAGGGCCGAUUCCCUGCCAACAGCAUAAAAAAUGACACCGAAGGUCAACUGUACCUGUUCCAUCACGAGCCGUCAACCUACAUCCCGAACUACGACACGCUGAAUCUCCCGUCGAAGUACAAUACCAUCGGACCAAGCGGAAGCGGAGAUAACAGUGGUCACAUGACUGGUGGUGACUUUAUCGGAAACAGCAAAUAUCAUCACGCUAGCUCCUGCAAUCUAAACCAGUUCAACUCGGCGAAAAGUAAUCUCAUUAGCAGCCAUCAGCACCACUUCUCGAACUCGAUCAGUAAUUUCAACUUCAAUCCAUCACAGUACUUUGGAACAGGGUUAGACUCUGCACCGGGUGCCACCAUCAUCGGUGGACCCGGGGGUCUGGGAGUGAUCGGAGGUGACGGAUUCAGCUCGUCUAUCAGCCUGAACGGCGGUACACCGAAUAAACAGCAGCACACCUGGAAGCACCGGCAGUGCCCUAGCAGAGGUUCCAGCAGCACCGGUUCCGGAUCGUCAAAAUGGGAUCUACCUUCGCGUCAGUGGCUAGCAGUGACCUCCAUCCUACUGAUAGCCGGUGCUGCCGGUGUGGCCGUCCCGUUCGCCUUGAAGGUAUCGGCCGAGGCACCGCUCGAGGAACGGCUCCAGGUCGCUACCCAGCUGCUCGAUACAGUGCCUUUAAUCGACGGCCACAACGAUCUGCCGUGGAACAUUAGGAAGUUUUUACAUAAUCAACUCAACGAGUUCCGAUUCGACGACGACUUGAAGCUAGUGUCACCCUGGUCGAUAAGUGCUUGGAGUCACACCGAUUUGCAAAGACUGAAACGUGGCCGGAUAGCUGCACAGUUCUGGGCCGCGUACGUGCCUUGCGAGGCACAGCACAAAGAUGCCGUGCAGAUUACCCUGGAGCAGAUUGAUGUAAUUAAAAGACUGACGGAACGUUACUCGCCACAUCUGACUGCCUGCACGUCGGUUUACGAUAUUGUAGAAGCGCACAAAAACCAUCAAAUGUGUUCACUAAUUGGAGUCGAGGGAGGUCACUCGUUGGGUGGAUCGUUGGGAGUCCUACGGAUUUACUAUGCACUCGGUGUCCGCUACAUGACUCUUACGUCAACCUGCCACACACCUUGGGCGGACUCAAGCAACGCGGAUGCCCCGAAGUACGACGUCAAGCACGGUGGUCUGACGACAUACGGGAAGACCAUCAUCCGGGAGAUGAACCGACUGGGCAUGAUUGUGGAUCUAUCGAAAUCGUCCGUCGCUACGAUGAAGGAUGUGCUGGCGACUUCGCAAGCACCGGUCAUAUUUUCCCAUUCGUCAGCCCACGCCCUGUGCAACUCGAGCCGGAAUGUGCAGGACUCCGUACUGGGACUGGUGACGAAAAAUCGUGGCCUGGUGAUGGUUAACUUUUACAAUAAAUUCCUCAGCUGCAGCGAUAACGCCACGGUCCAGGACGCAGUAGCGCACAUAAAUCAUAUCAGACAGAUUGCAGGGAUCGAUCACGUGGGACUCGGUGCCGGAUACGACGGCAUUAAUUUGACGCCGGCAGGCCUCGAGGAUGUGAGCGGCUAUCCAAGGUUGUUUGCAGAACUGCUCGGUGAUGGGUGGACGGCCGACGAGCUGGAGAAGCUGGCCGGACGCAAUCUGCUUCGGGUGCUGGAGGAAGUGGAAAAAGUUCGCGAAAACCAACGGCUGUCGGCUGUCCGACCCUACGAGGACAUACCGAUGGCGCUACGGGCUGACGAACACUUCAACUGUACCACCAACAGUUAAUGAACUGUAGUACCACCUGCAGCGGUCGCCAUUCCAGAACUCGCCUAACUGUGACUGAAUUUGAGGACGGGAAACCCGUGUGGACAUGCUGCUGCCGAUCGCACUUCAAGAUCUCUAGCCUCGACUAGGUACAUUUUAGAUGUUUAGGCAAAGUGUAUAUUUUUCGACGCAGUGAAUAUCUCCAUGAGAAAUGCCUUUUUAAGUACAUAUUUAAUAGAGGUAGAUAAAAUUGUUCCGUUUCUAGGUUUGAAAAUUAUCUCCUCGUAAACAGAGCAUGAUAAUGAAAUGAGCGGUCUGUUAUAAUGGAAGAGGAGGAAAAAUCCUGCAUUAAGCAUAAUCUAGUAGAAUAAAAAAAAACGCCGGGAGGAAAAUAAACCAACAACACAAUGUGAACCACAGACAGAGAUCAUCUUUUUUUUCCUUCUUUACACUGCAAGUGAUUUCUCUCAGCUGGAUUCGGCCUAAGAACGGAGGAGUAAGCGGGCGAAAAAAAAAUAAUUAAAACACCCACAUUAGUGAUUAAUGAUGAAAUUUGCGGGUGAGCGGCCACCGUGGAGUCUUGCUUGAUGCCUGGUCAGGAUCCAACGAUGCUUUCAUUAUUAUUACAAACUACCCGACACACACAUUUUUGUCUGCUUCCUAGCAGGAGCUAAUCCAUCGUAUUCCAAACGUUGAUACAUGAAGCUAUCUCGGGAACAUUUUUUGUCUUGGGCAAUCCCAGUUUAUUUAGGAUUUCAGAUAUUUUUUUUUUUUUGAGGCGGUCCCUUGUAACGCGUUCCAACAAUAAGCAAAUUGCGUGAGGAUAAAAAAUAUCAAAGUUCUAAACACAUGAAACUGAAUCUUUGAUUUUUUUUUUGAUUGAGCUUCUUGCUUUCGCAUGCCAUUUCGAAAUGAUUAAUUUCCUUACAGCUAAUUCCGAAACGCUAAGUGAAUUAUAUUCUUUUAAUUUCUUGAAAUUAUUUAGCUGUAAUCAAAUCAGUCGGUAUAUUCUUGUGAAUAAUCGCCCAGAGGAAACAAUUUACAUUAGAUCUACGGAUCAAACCACUGUUGCUUGAACGCAUUGGACAAGAUUGGAAAUUUUGAAAUCGCGUGAUUUACAAUGAUGAAAUGAUUUAUGAGAAGUAUCUUUUCAUCCCUUCCCACCGAAAGAUUAAAAAAAACACAAUUAAAUAUUAUGCCGAAAAUGACCAUUGGCACAAUGACGCUGCAAUGAAAUGUAGAGGCACUGCUUGUUUAGAGAUGAAACUUUUAGCAAGAGCUGUCGAAUCGGUAGGAAAAUUUUCAAUUACUUCACCUUUUUAACGAUUUCUUCUAAAAAUGGGCAAAUUCAUUCGAAAAAAUCCUAGAAGAAGUGGAAGAAAAAGUUUUUACUUUAAGGUGGUAAUGUUAAUCCUAAUUUAUUAUGCGAAAACUAACGUUUAUUCUGAAUUGCGCAUUAUACUUGGUUCAAUAUCAUUUUUCAAAUGCCGGGAAAUAAGAAAUAGAAUGUCCAAAAUAGAUGGUACUCGACCGCCAAACUUUCCAGUACUCGAGAAAUCAACAUUACACUGGCUCUGUUUAAAAAUGUGUUGGUCCAAAAAACCAAACCUUGCCCAAAUUCACACAUUUUUGAAGAUUUUCCAUGGUGAAUCGUAGUUUACACUAAAAAAAAGGUAGUGGUAAUCACUUUGAAACCGAUUUUAUUCUACUCCGAGUUUAUUUUUAUUGCUGAUAUCUAUUUGUACUAUUGAAUAAACUCUUUGGCAGGUGCCGCUACCGGUAAUUCAGUUUUGCGACAAUGUGCCCAUAAAGAAACACGUCGGUCAAUGAGUCCCCGAUCUGACAGACAGAUGGCGUCACUAAUUAAAAAUACUUUUGAAAAAAUGGAAACAAUGGAGAGUAUGCCGUGUAUUCCGUGUGUUGAUAAAACACUAUUUUUCAAUUGAAAGCCUGUUUUAAUCCACCUUGUGGUGCAGUGAUGCCUUUAUAAUUAUCAUUUCUUUAGAAAUUGAUACAAGUUCCGAUGGAGCUUUUUACAAUCUAUUCCCAGAGCCGGAACUCGGAGACCGUCACAGUCGUACAAAGUUUUGGCGGCAGUCAAAUAGCUAAGCCUACAAGUUCGAGUAGUUAUAAAAUCGGCUUUGAAAAUUUCGUACUUAUCACUGUAGUAAAUUUCAUGAUUAGACAUUUUGACCAACAUACAAUAAGCGAAAAACGAAAAAACUAUUCCAUUCAAAUGUUGAUUAUAGAGACACAUACUUUGUUUGAAUUAAAACUGGUUAAUUCACCUUUCAUGCACUAUUUCGGCUGAGUCAAAUAAACGAAAAUGAAACCAAACGAAAACCUGAGCUCCAAAGCACGUUGUGUGCUUCGUUCGCAAAGGCGGUGGUGUUUCCUUCUGCCGUACUAACACGAACCGAUGCGUAUCGGUUUUGCAUUUUAAUUUUGUAUAGCGGUUUGAAAGUAUUGACACUCAUCGCCCUAUAAUUUCGAAACCGGAAGUCGGAUCUGGAUGAAACUGAUGAAAAGUAUCUUUUAAAACAAUCAGAACUUUAAUUAUAAUUAAGACUUGUCUUACCGUUAAUGAGAAAUCGGAAUAAAUUCCAUUUUUUAAAUUUUUCUUCACUAACACAUGGAUCAAUAAGUCCCGAGACUAACAAUGGAAACAAUAUUUUUUUGGCAAAUAUUUUUUUUAUUCAUCAACAUAAUCACCUUUUAGGGUGGUUCCAACGUUUUUCCAAUUUUGCAAAACCAUGUUUAUAAAAAAAAUUAUCUUUCGCUUCAAAAUAAGCUUCAGUUUCAGCGAUGACCUCCUCAUUUGAGCCAAAUCUUUAUCCCUGGAGAAUUUUUUUAAGAUCAGCAAAGAGCCAGUAGUUACUGGGGGCUAAAUCUGGCGAGUAUGGGGAUGGGGAAGCAGAUCAAAGCCCAAUUCGUUCAAUUUCGCCAUUGUUUACAUCGACUUGUGGCAGGGUGCAUUGUCUUGAUGAAAAAGAAUUUUUUUUCUCUGCAUGUGCGGUCAUUUUUUUUGCGAUUUCCUCCUUCAAACGCAUCAGUAAGUCAAAACAAUAAUCACUGUUGAUCGAUUCAACUUUUUCGAGGUAGUCAAUGAAAAUCACGCCAUGCGUAUCCCAAAAAACUGACACCAUGACUUUGCCAGCAGACUGCAGCGUUUUCGGACGCUUCGGACGGCUUUCGCCAGCUGUGCGCCACUCAGAUGACUGCCGCUUCGACAGUCGGAGUGUAGUGAUGUAUCCAUGUUUCGUCAUGGUCACGUAACGACGCAAGAAUUCUUUUUUGUUGCGAGUAAAUAGCGAUAAACUGCUUUCUGAAUCAUCGACUUGUUGCUGUUUUUGUUCCAUCGAAAGCAAUCGCGGCACCCACUUGGAAAAAUCCUUUUUCAUGCUCAAUUUUUCUUGAUGGAUGGUAAAUACACUUCCAUAUGAUAUCUGUGAGUCUCAGCAAUCUCACGAAGCUUCACUUUACGAUCUUUCAUUAUAAUUUUUGUCACUUCACUCACAUUUUCCGGUGUAACGGCUUCCACAGGUCUACCCGAGCGUUCCGCGUCAUUUGUGUCGGUACGACCACGUUUAAACUCGGCGAACCACCGACAAAUCGUUGCUUUCGAUGGACAAGAUUCCGGAUAACAUUUUUCAAUCCAUUGUUUCGCUUGCACGGUGUUUUUACCCAUUAAAAAACAAUGUUUUACCAAAACACGAAACUCGGUUUUUUCCAUUUUUUAAACAAACUACAAAACGACUUUACUCCAACCUCGAUAACUCAGCUGUUUCUGGUCGGAUCGACUUAAAAUUUUGACCCGUUUCAAGCAAAGGUUAGUACUCUUGAAAGACGUUUUUACUGGUUUACUACGAGCGCCAUCUCUGCUUUAGUCUCGGGACUUAUUGAUCCAUGUGUUAUUAUCGGUGCUUUUGGAAUCGGAAACCGGCAAGCAGGACUCCCAAAGUAGGUUUAUAUAUCCAACAACUAACUAAAUCUACCAACUAGAAACUAACGUUUAACCCAACUAGAAACUAACGGUUAACCUGAAGAAAAAAAGAUCCAUUGAUCAAACGUUCCCCAAAUAAUUGCCGGAGUUUAGUCUAGCCCGAUUUUUAGUAAGGAGAAAUAUAAUAAGGCCUUUCUAUAUAAGAUAACGAUCUCAUCAGUAUCCUGCUUCUCCUAUUCACAUUUUUGUAAACGUCGCAAGAUGACACACCACUAUUACUCAAAAUAACUAUUUCGACCAAUUAUUUUAAGGAUUGUAUCGAAAAUAAGCUUUCCACAAAUUUUUCUUUCAAAUUAUGUUAAAAAACGAUAUUUUAUUCAAACUGAAAAAUGAUUCUUUUUUGUACGAGGUUAAAUUGAGCAUAAUGAAAACCGGAUGAAAUUUAAAUUAUUCCUUCUCGAAUUUUUGAACUUUUGAUCGAACGCUCUUCAUCAAGUUCCGGACAAGUGUUGCAUCACAUUGGACGCUUGAGCCCAAUUUUUUGAAAUCCUGCAUGUUCCCAGCUGCCUUACCAAUCUUCUCUCCACGAUUGCACAGAAACGUUCGAUGGGUCAAAGCUGAGGGCAAUUUGGUGGAUUGAUAUUUUUCUCAACGAAAUUCAUACCCUUUUCCGCAAGCGAAUUGAGAGUGGUUUUGGUAUAGUGAGCCGACGCUAAAUCCGGCCAAAAUAGUGGAGGUGUACUAUGCUUCUUAUAUAAAGGCAGCAAUCUCUUCUGGAGACACUCAGAUCGAUAGAUUUCUGGUUUUAUAGUUCCGGUAGUGUAAAAAAUUGUUGUCUUCAAACGACAACAUAUUGCUUGCCAUACCUGUUCCUUUCGACCAAAUUUCUCCACUUGAAUCGACCUGUCCGCAUCGCUCACAUCCUCCCCAACGACGACAGUAAAGUAUUGUGGACCUGGAAGGGUUUUUGAGUCCUCCUUUGCAUAAGUCUCAUCGUCCAUCAAAACGCAUGUAUCCGCACACUGCAGAAGACGCGAAUACAAUUUCCGGGCCCUUGUUGCUGAUCGCUUCUUCUGUUCUACUCUUUGUUUCGAGAUUUUCUGCUUCUUGUAGGUCUUCAGGUGAUUUCGCCUCUUGAUUUGCUUGAUCAUUCCGACACUCGUUCCUACUUUUUCGGCCAAGUCACGUAUUGACAUUGAUUUGUUCUUCAUGAUAAGAGAUACCACUUUCUGGUCUAGUUUCUGUUUGGAAGACACGGGUUUCCUGCCUUUUCCUGGUAACUCAUCCAAAGAAUAAUGUUCCCAAAACUUAUUAAUGAUGGUUUAGACACUGAUAGAUGAAUUCCAGACCGCUUUGCCUAUUUUCGCAUAGUAAUACCCUUCUCACUUAGCCAUUUGUCCAGAACCUUAAUUUUCACUUAUUUUUCACAACGCGACAUUUUGAAAACGCAGAAUUUCAACCGCACAAACAAGUAAACAAACGAAAGCUGACAGCCAAACGCACAACAUGCUGUGAUCUGAGCAUAAAAAACCAUCACAAAUACAAGCGUACAACACAAAUGUAUGUGAAUAGCUUAUUUUCGAUACACUCCUUAUUAUAAGUUGCUUGAUACACAUUGAAAUUAAUCGUUUUUGAGAGUAUCGCAUCGUACUCCCAGUGAUGGCAACUCUCCACUUAAAAUUCGGAUGAGUCUAAAUUUCCGACAAAUUCGAGUACUACCUCUUUGAUGCAAAAAACAGUCUCUUUGUCAAUAGAAAAAAGUUAUAACGGAUAAUUAACUGGCCAAGAUCGGCAUCAGAUCUUUGAAGCAAGAUCCCGCACUAUGUACAGGGUGAUUUUUUAAGAGCUUGAGAACUUUUUUAAACAAUAAAACGCAUAAAAUUUGCAAAAUCUCAUCGGUUCUUUAUUUUAAACGUUAGAUUGGUACAUGACAUUUACUUUUUGAAGAUAAUUUCAUUUAAAUGUUGACCGCGGCUGCGUCUUAGGUGGUCCAUUCGGAAAAUCCGCUUUUUUAUCGACAAAUUUUGUUCAGCGAUGAGGCUCAUUUCUGGUUGAAUGGCUACGUAAAUAAGCAAAAUUGCCGCAUUUGGAGUGAAGAGCAACCAGAAGCCGUUCAAGAACUGCCCAUGCAUCCCGAAAAAUGCACUGUUUGGUGUGGUUUGUACGCUGGUGGAAUCAUUGGACCGUAUUUUUU
Molecule: messenger RNA, 9801 nt
Organism: Malaya genurostris
Lineage: Eukaryota; Metazoa; Arthropoda; Insecta; Diptera; Culicidae
Exons: 11
Coding region: 143-3685 (1180 amino acids)
Biological process (GO): proteolysis
Molecular function (GO): metallodipeptidase activity
Source: RefSeq, a predicted model, not a curated record